ACGUCGGCGACCACUGUACGGCUUUCUUGUUCAUUGGUAUUCGGUUCAUGAACAAAUGUGCCUUCAAUUCCCUUGUCUCGCAUGCCUUCGGACUGUUGCCUGGUAUGAUUUUGUGUGGUGUGGUGGAUCAUCAUUUGUUCAAUGAGGAAAAGGACCGAUGUCUUGGACGAAUUGGAACCUUGCUAAUCUCCACGCAAUCAUGGGUGGAUAUUUGGGAAUGCACAAAAGGCAAAAAGUUAAAAAAAAAAGACAGUCAACAUCCUGAUUCCUGAUGACUCAAUCAUCGGUUCAUCACCAUUUUACCGCGGGCGGUGCUAAACAACUGCAGCGCUCAUCCAUCUACCAGAGCUCCACGUCACGCGUCUCCCUCCUUUAUAUACCACAUCUCCCUCUCAAGCGCCACUCCACCCUUGAGCCGUAACAGUGCCCUGCCUUCGUUCCACUCAACAGCACGAGCGCCGCUUUAAACGCGAAGCGAAUUGCGCGCUCACUGUGGAGGAGAAGGGAGAGCACAGGAGGGAGCAGAAGCGCGCGGCGAGGAGAGGCCACGACCACAGGGAGCGUCACGAUGGCAUGCAUCAACAUGUACAACCCGGACGGCGGCGCGGCGUUCGGGGGCGGCCAGCCGCCGGCGCUAGGGCCGCGCAUCUCCUUCUCCAGCGACUUCGUCGUCGAGCCGCCGCCGGUGCAGAACCGGGCGAUGAACCUGAGGUGCCAGGAGGAGGACGUCAACUUCGAGUUCUCGGUGGGCAGCCACCCCAUGAUGGCCGCCGACCAGCUCUUCUCCAAGGGCAGGAUCCUUCCGCUCAAGGAAGGCGGCUUCACCGCCGGCCGGCCACCCACGACUCUCCGCGACGAGCUCCGCGGCGGUGGCGGGGGCGACGACAGGGCGUCGGGCAAGGGAUCCAGCCGGUGGAAGGAGAUGCUCGGCCUGCGGAAGCCUCUCUGCGUCGGCGGAGUCCAUGGCGCCGCCAAGAAGAGCACCGCCGUCGUCGACGCCGAGAUGGCCACCGACGUGUCCGAGUCCAAGCAGGAGCUAUGAGAUGACAUAUAUGGGACUCAAAGCCAAACACACAUGGAGCUCUCCUCUCUUUGUCUCAUAUCGUGACCACCCUCUUGCAUUGUACUUGUCUCAAAACCUAGUUUUGUAGAUUAUUGUGCUGGGUUUCUUGUGUGCUAGAUGACCACUGUGUGCUGAAGAGCAAACAAUUGUGUUUUUUUUCUUGCAUAAGUGCUCUCUCUCUAUCUCUCUCUCUCUAGCUAGCUGUCCACUAGAUCCAUAUCAGUAUUUGCUUCCCUUCUUUCUUCACUUUUUCCCAUCCACCCUGUACAAAAUGCAGAGCUUGUGUAGAUCGAAAUUUUUAUGGUGCAAUCAUUAGUCUGGCAGAUGGCCAGAUCUGUGAAGAGAGGAUAGCCUCUGGUGAUGGAGCCUUUCUGGCUUGUGGGGAUCAA
Messenger RNA from Oryza brachyantha (malo sina), 1452 nucleotides. RefSeq lists its product as uncharacterized. Bases 569 to 1042 code for a protein of 157 amino acids. NCBI's taxonomy places the organism in Eukaryota, Viridiplantae, Streptophyta, Magnoliopsida, Poales, Poaceae. The record is from RefSeq and is a predicted model, not a curated record. The transcript has 3 exons.